Messenger RNA from Rhincodon typus (whale shark), 1031 nucleotides. RefSeq names its product upstream binding transcription factor. The record is from RefSeq and is a predicted model, not a curated record. Lineage: Eukaryota; Metazoa; Chordata; Chondrichthyes; Orectolobiformes; Rhincodontidae. The transcript is spliced from 10 exons. The annotation marks the transcript as partial.
CUUUUCAGAUACCACAUCAAGAUCUCUGGAUCAACUGCAGAUGCUGUUAAAAACAUCCUGAUUUCCCCAAGAAGCCCCUCACACCUUAUUUUCGAUUCUUUAUGGAGAAAAGGGCAAAAUAUGCAAAGCUUCACCCUGAAAUGAGCAACUUGGAUCUGACUAAAAUUCUCUCCAAGAAAUAUAAGGAGCUGCCAGAAAAGAAAAAGAUGAAAUAUAUUCAGGAGUUUCAGAAGGAAAAAGAAGAUUUUGAGCGUAAUAUGGUCAGAUUCAGAGAGGACCAUCCAGAACUGUUGGAGAGUGUGAAGAGAACAGAUGCUCCAGAGAAACCUAAAACGCCCCAACAACUCUGGUAUCUUCAUGAGAAGAAGGCUUUCAUGAAGCUGCAUCCACAGGCAACUAUGAAGGAUGUUAAAGAGGCACUGGGGAAGCAGUGGUCCCAGCUAUCUGACAAGAAACGACUCAAAUGGAUUGGCAAAAGCUUGGAACAGCGUGAGCUGUAUGAGGAAGCGAUGAGAGAUUACGUUAUACGUCACCCAGAGCAAAGUAUCAAUCUGGAUGAUUUGACCAAAAAUACUCUGACUAAAGCUGAGCGACAGCUCAAGGACAAGUUUGAUGGUCGACCCACAAAGCCACCGCCGAAUGGCUAUUCUCUCUAUUGUGCUGAGCUAAUGUCCAACAUGAAAGAUAUUCCCAGCACAGAACGUAUGGUACUGUGCAGCAAGCAGUGGAAGAUGUUGUCUCAGAAAGAGAAGGAUGCAUAUCAGAAACGAUGUGAACAAAAAAAGAAAGAGUACGAAAUUAAUCUUCAUCGGUUUUUGCUGAGCCUCCCUGAGCACGAGCAACAAAGAGUCCUUUCUGAAGAAAAGAUGAUUGGAAUGAACAAAAGAGCUUCAAGCACCUUGAAACAGGGGGGAGUUAAAGGCAUCCCAUCACCACCUUCAGAUGCCUCAAAGGUGUGUGUUCAGUGCCCAACAUACUCAGUAUUUUGCUUUUAUGAAAAGAAAAUGCUUGCCUGUAGUCUAGAGUUUUCA